AUGGAGCGGCAGUCGCGUACCAAUCGCACCUUUUGCCAAAUACCAAUUGUUCUACUAAAAAUGUUGCAUUGUCCUAGAGACAAUUCGAAAUUUAACAAAUUGAAAGAUGCCACAGAUCAUCUAAUUAAUAUACACAAUUUUAAUGAACUACAACAUCUUAAGAAUGCAACAUUGUGUACACCAGAAUUACUUGACGCUCUCGCAAAGGUAGAUGGAAGUACAAACGACACUCUCCUUCAAUUAGCACAGAAAAAUGCCUUAAAUCGUGUUCUGCAGGAUCAACAAGAAGAAAGACAGAAAGGAGAAACUUUGAAACUUUCCUGUCUUUUUUGUCCCACAAAACAUCUCAGUCGUCUUCAAUGGUUUGAGCAUUCAUUUAAAAAGCAUGACUUCAACAUUGGUCGGCCAGACAAUGUUGUUUACCUGAACGAAUUCAUCGAUCUUGUAAAAAUAGAGUUAAAUGAUCUGUCCUGCAUUUGCUGUCAUUCUCGGUUCUCCUCACGACAUCUGUUGCUUCAGCAUAUGCGCCAAAAACGACAUUUUCGUGUCGACCCAAAAAUGUCGAAUUUCGAUAAAUUCUACGUUGUCAAUUAUUUACCUCCUGAGAAUUCAUCAAAAGACUUAAAUAUAGGUGAAGAAAGUGAUAAGUCUGAUUCUGGAUGGUCCGAUUUAGAAGAUGAAAUCGUUCUUGCUCAGUGCGUUUUCUGCCCUCUGAAGUUUGAAGCAUUCGCGUGUUUAGAUCAUUUAAAAAAUGCACAUAACUACGAUUUAAUCAAAAUUCAACGAGUGCAUCAUCUCGAUGUUUAUGGAACCAUACGACUCAUCAACUACGCGAGAGAAACAAAAUCGAAUAAAGUACCACCGCCUUCCGAUGUAAUGUGGGAGGAUCCUAAAUGGCUCUUUCCUCGCAUUCCUGACGAUGCUCUUCUUACGGUAAUUGAUGAGCCAUAA
Molecule: messenger RNA, 951 nt
Organism: Schizosaccharomyces japonicus yFS275
Lineage: Eukaryota; Fungi; Ascomycota; Schizosaccharomycetes; Schizosaccharomycetales; Schizosaccharomycetaceae
Exons: 3
Coding region: 1-951 (316 amino acids)
Cellular component (GO): cytoplasm
Molecular function (GO): protein-arginine omega-N asymmetric methyltransferase activity
Source: RefSeq, a predicted model, not a curated record